Molecule: messenger RNA, 456 nt
Organism: Camellia sinensis
Lineage: Eukaryota; Viridiplantae; Streptophyta; Magnoliopsida; Ericales; Theaceae
Source: RefSeq, a predicted model, not a curated record
AUGGUAUUGAAGAGUUCACCUGGGAACGUGAAGACGCGAUGCGGGCAAAUUAUCCACAACUAUUUGAGACGUAAGUUCGUGGUGCUGUUUAUCGACGAUAUUCUAGUCUAUUCACCGUCGGAAGAAGAACAUGAGCAACACUUGAGAGUAGUUCUCCAGGUUUUAAGAGACAACCAGCUAUACGCAAAAGCAGCCCCGCCGGGGAUCAUUCGUUUUGGAAAGAAAGGAAAAUUAUCACCUCGAUAUAUUGGACCCUUCGAGAUACUUCAAAAGAUUGGAGAGGUUGCGUACAAAUUGGUUCUAUCCCCACAAUUGGUUGAAGUACAUGAUGUUUUCCAUGUAUCUAUGCUGCGGAAGUACAUAAUGCACCAUUCUCACAUCAUCAACUGGGAAGAAAUCCAACUCAAUGAAGACGCUACCUUUGAGGAGGGACCAGUAGCAAUUAUGGACAGAUAA